Messenger RNA from Aspergillus novofumigatus IBT 16806, 756 nucleotides. Its product is annotated as GPI anchored serine-threonine rich protein. NCBI's taxonomy places the organism in Eukaryota, Fungi, Ascomycota, Eurotiomycetes, Eurotiales, Aspergillaceae. The transcript has a single exon. Bases 57 to 650 code for a protein of 197 amino acids. The record is from RefSeq and is a predicted model, not a curated record.
CUCGCUUUAAUUGCCCAAUCCCCAUCACUCGUUGACCAGUUAUCUCGAUCUUUACAAUGUACAAACUCCUCACUGCUUCUCUCCUGGCCACCGCCGCCCUUGCGGCUGGCCACAACGGUCUCAUUGCCCGCCAGGUUUCCAGCUGUGAAUCGCACAUUGGCUACAAGACCUGCAAGUCUUCCUGCAUUCCCGUCACCUACAGCUGCUGCGAUAUUGGCGAGGGCGGCUGCGAGCCAGGCACCUACUGCACCGACGACGGCUGCUGCCCCAUCGGGGAGAUCUGUAGUGGACCUGGUGGUACCGUGACUGGAACGUUGACCGAUACCAUCACCAACACCUUGACCAACACUCUUACCAGUACUCUGACAAACACCCUCACCGAGACCGCGACGCCUACUACUACUGAGGAAACCACUUCCACUUCUACCUCUACUUCUACUUCUACUUCUACUUCCACCUCGACCUCGACCACUACAUCUCGUCCCGUCAUCCCCACCCAGCCCACGGUCACCUCUCCAAGCGGGACCCCGUCGCCCUCCGGCUCCUCCACCGCCAGUCCUUCCCUCCCUCUGUUCACUGGCGCUGCGUCGCGCCUGAACGCCGGCAUGGGUGCUGUGGCUGGUCUGAUCGCGGGAGCUGCUCUCCUGUAAUCCUCACAGGAGCCUACGCCUUUACGAAGCAGUUCUAGUUAGCAGAUGUGUCGAAUUGCAAGAGAUUGUCUUUGCUAUGUACUGCUACUGCAACGACUUAUAGCCU